AUGGCCCCGGAGGCUCCGGACCCGCAGAGCCUGAAGUCAUGGCACGAUGCCUUCCAGUAUCCAAUUCCCACGGUCCGCCGUGUGGAACAGGAACUGCGACGCGAUAUCGCAAGCAAUAAGGAGAAGCUCCGAGCUCUCGUGGGUACGAGAUACCGAGAGCUGGUUGGAACUGCCGAGACAAUUGUGGCCAUGAACCAGGAGAUACAGGACGCGGAAUCCAUUCUGAACGAUGUUGGACGGCGUUGCAACCCUCGGCUGGUGGAAAAGAAGCAUCUUCAUGCUCGUCAGAUCAAGAGCGAUGCGGCGGAGAAAUACGCAGAGAAGCAUGCCUUUGGCGCGCAACUUGCUCUUCUUCAUCGAUGUACAACCGGCAUCGCGAAGCUCCUGAGGCGACGCGCUUCCUUUUUACUGCUCGCCAAGAUUCUCGUUGUUUCCCGGCUGCUCCACAAGACCCUCUCCCAGCAUCAGUCGCCGCCUCCGUUCCUUGAUGACUUGCGCAACCAACUCGCGUCACUUCGACAGACACUUCUGAAGCGCAUUGACAAACGACUUGCCUCGGCAACUGCGGCGGAAAAUACCAUUAUUGAGUCACUGGCUGCUUACUGUCUGGCAACGAGCUCCUCGUCCGACGAUGCUAUUCAUCACUUCAACCAAGUGCGCCUGGGUGUCAUUGUGAAUCAGUUGGAGUUGUCGCGAGAGAAUGUCCCGAAGGCUUUGAGACUCUUCACCCGGACAUUGCAGAUUUCCAAGGUCUUGCGAUCACGACAAUUUUCCGAUGUUCUCUCCAAGCUUAAAGCCCAGCCCGUCCUCAGUGACCCAGAGAUUCAGACGUUGGAUGGGCUGGAGAUUCAGGUGCUUGGGCGUUGGGUGGCCCCUGAAGUCAAAAAUUUCACGCCAUGGAUCAAACUGAGCGAGCUAUCCAGACCUCAAGGCGUGGAGGCGAUUAAAGAGUGGUCCCUUCAAGCCUUCGAUGUGUUCUCCGAAGGCUGUCAAAAGAGCCUCGCCCAGAGUACUGAUGUCCCUGAGCUCCUCUCCCUGCGUCAAGAAACCCUGGAGCUAUGGCUUUCCUCCUGGGGCUCGACAAUAACCCACGGCUCUGCAGAUAUCUUUGAGCGCCUUCGAGGUAUUUUCAACGACCAGCUAAAACGAGUCCUGACCUUGCAGGCACAGAAAGUCGACCGAGUUGGAGACCAGGUUUCAUCUCUUGUCUCAGAAUGGCAGAAUACAACACACGCUUCGGUUGGAUCACUCUGGGAUGCCGACAUCACGGCGGCAGAAUAUUCAAAUGGUGCCUCGGCAUUCAAACAGACGGUGGCUGACCGACUCCUUGGCCGCAAUGAUGAUGUGACUACAGUACUCAAGAAGUAUAAAUCUUGGCUCGCAUCGAUCCAGGACGCUACUGCGUCUAUUGAAUCUCUGCGUCGUAUCAAAUGGUCGGAUAUUCUUGUCGGGAGUGAAGUGGGCGACGAGGAUGUCGACCUCACGUCCCGACUCAACGAAGAUGACCCUACACUUCUAUCGAAAGCCCUCCACUCUGCUGCCCAGGAGGCCUUCCAGUCCCUGCAGACCUCAUUUAACAGGGCGUUUAAGGCGUUUGGAUCGACCCAUGCCAGUGAGAAAGCCGUCUUCUUGCUCCGCCUGAUUCGCCUCGUUCGUCGAGACAUUCCUACCGGCUUCUUGAACGCAGACUUUAGCUUCUCAAGUACCAUCGUCCCCGAACUGCAGAAGCUGUUGGCGACGGAAGUCGUCGCCCAGGCUGGCUCUUUGAAGUUUAUUCCGUCUUCCAAGGUCCAUCCACAAACGGGCAAUCUCAAGAUUGUGCCUGGCCGCUCACUCUGGGAAAGCGACCCCAUCACUCCGGUGCAACCAUCACCGUUAACUUUCAAAUUCUUGCGUCGGCUGACGGCCACGAUGGAUCAAUGUGGACUGGAUCUGUGGGAUCCUUCCACUGUUCAGGCUCUCAAAGGAGCGCUGAAAGAACAAGUGGAGGCUGCUAUCGCUUCUGCACUGGAGGACCUGGAAGCUCCUCUUCCAAAUAAGGACGCUGCAAGUUCCAAGUCCACCAAGAACCAGUCGGCCGAGAAUGGUGCACAGGAUGCGAAGACAGAGACAAGCCCUGAUUCUGAGAAGCCCGAAUCCACCAAGAAUGGUGCAUCGGACGCUGAGAAGGAUAAUGAGACCAAUCCUGAAAACCAACAACAGGCCGAAGAUGAUUCAUCUGAUGCCCAGACGGAGACUGAAGCCGAUCCCGAGAAGCCCAAACCUGCUGAGAACGACACCUCGGAUGCCCAAGCGGAGAACAAGGCCGACCCUGAGAAGUCCGAGCCACCCAAGGGCAAUGAUUCAUCGCAGGCGGAAGUCUUGCGCGACUGGAAGGUACAGCUGCUCUUCGACUCCGUCUACCUGGCGAAGAUGCUGGGCCAACGACAUGAGCUGCCUGGCGUUCAGCGCAUCAAAACCAGUGCGAGCCCUAGCAAAGAGACUACCGAGGCAAUAAACCGCAUCGCUCUGGAUUAUUGGAAGCGCACGGAGUUGCUGUUUGGGCUUUUGGCGGAGCGUUAG
Messenger RNA from Penicillium alfredii, 2562 nucleotides. Its product is annotated as COG1/VPS51 family protein. Gene Ontology annotation, cellular component: COG complex; Golgi apparatus. The transcript is spliced from 3 exons. The record is from RefSeq and is a predicted model, not a curated record. The coding region runs from base 1 to 2562 and encodes 853 amino acids. NCBI's taxonomy places the organism in Eukaryota, Fungi, Ascomycota, Eurotiomycetes, Eurotiales, Aspergillaceae. Gene Ontology annotation, biological process: intra-Golgi vesicle-mediated transport.